Rhododendron vialii is the source of this 1039-nucleotide messenger RNA. RefSeq lists its product as uncharacterized. The record is from RefSeq and is a predicted model, not a curated record. NCBI's taxonomy places the organism in Eukaryota, Viridiplantae, Streptophyta, Magnoliopsida, Ericales, Ericaceae. The transcript has 5 exons. The coding region runs from base 150 to 923 and encodes 257 amino acids.
UUCUGAUUUUCUAUGGGCACAAAGUCCUCACAAUUUGUCAACCAACAUAACAUGUGCCUCUUUUUCCUUUUGUUCAUUCGGACAAAGAAGCUGUAAUAAUUUAAGUACGAGUACGAGUAUUAUUCUGUGGGUUUGGGAGGGAGAAAAACAUGCAAACCCUUAUCGGUUUGGGGGCCUCGCCGUUUGUUCACAAAUUCACACACUAUCCAAAUCCAAAUCCCAAACUCUAUUCUAUCUCUAGAGUUCCCAAGUUCACAACAUAUUGCAGCAGUAAGAGAAAGCAAGGCAGACCAACACUCACUAAAACUUGGCCGCUGAUAUCUCUCUCUCUUUUCGGUUCGGGUUUCUUUUUGGGUCCUCUUAUUGAUGGAAUUCAUUCAAGGGUUAAUCUCGUGGUAUAUCAAAAUGGGUCGGUUGAUAUUGGUCCGCUUCACACAAACAUCUGGGUUCCUCCUUUGCUUGGAUUGUUCUACUGUACUGUUGGGUUGAUACAACUCUUCUUGGAUGAGAAGCUUUUUCCCAACCCAACAGAGGGGGAUUUGGGGAAAACUCUGGCCUCUCUACUCGCACUGGUAAUAUUCAUUGAAGUGAGUGCUGAAAUGUACAAAGAUGGAGUAGCAGACAACAUUGAAGCCUACAUAUUAUUUGCCGGAGCUGAGUUCAUUUGGUUUUUCCUGGAUAAGACCCGUCUGGGAUUUGCUCUGGCUUCCAUUGUAGGCCUUGUUUGCCCAUUGGCUGAGAUUCCUAUUAUGAAAUUGUUCCACCUGUGGUACUAUCCCCAAGCAAAUGUUGAACUCUUUGGGCAGGGGUUAAUAACUUGGACACUCACUUGUUAUUUUGUUUAUACGCCAUUCUUGAUUAAUUUAUCCCGUUGGCUGAAAGCAUUCAUUGGUACUGGAGAUGCAAAGGAAGACUCUGUCUAGAUCAUUAACUUGGGGUUGACACCUCUCAAAUUGUAUAGAGUCUAUUGUAGUUGAUUGUAGAACAACAAUACCCAUGAAAAGAGAAGGUAUCUUUUUGUUGGUUUGGUGCUGAUUCA